This is a messenger RNA of Uloborus diversus, 1521 nucleotides long. Its product is annotated as probable G-protein coupled receptor No18. Gene Ontology annotation, biological process: adenylate cyclase-activating adrenergic receptor signaling pathway. Gene Ontology annotation, molecular function: octopamine receptor activity. The transcript is spliced from 2 exons. The record is from RefSeq and is a predicted model, not a curated record. Lineage: Eukaryota; Metazoa; Arthropoda; Arachnida; Araneae; Uloboridae. Bases 1 to 1521 code for a protein of 506 amino acids. Gene Ontology annotation, cellular component: membrane.
AUGUCAUGCAGGGCUCCCAAAAGGUACCUGUUUGUCAAAAGGUUUUUCAGUCUUCACAGCGUCUCCGAAAAGAAGCUACGGCGUUUACAGGGAUUGUUAAGAGGAGAAGACACUCCAAAAGAACUGCGCAAAAAUGCAAUACAUAGAAUAAGGUUUUCAUUUUUUGCAACAUCUGGAAGCAAUCACAAAAUGGAAGAAAACGAAAGGUCUGAUUUUGAUAUUUAUGGAAACAAGAGUUUGCUCAAUUUCACGGAAUUUCUGAAUAAAUCGUUUGCUCUUUUAGAUAUAUCAGACAGAAAUGAUUCACAAAAUGACUUCAGUGGCAAGGCAUCGGGUCUCACCAUGCCUCUUCUUCAAGCAAUAUUAACAGCUAUAGUGUUAGGUGUCAUCAUGUUUGGGACUAUGGUUGGAAAUAUUUUAGUUGUAUUAUCAGUUUUCACAUACAAACCGUUGAGAAACGUGCAAAAUAUAUUUUUAGUUUCCUUAGCAGCAGCUGAUAUUGCUGUAGCUGUUUUCGUAAUGCCUUUUAAUGUAGCGUAUAAUAUAAUGGGCAAGUGGGUUUUCGGGCUUCAUCUUUGUAAGGCAUGGUUGACGUGUGACGUUUUGUGCUGCACAGCCUCAAUUCUUAACUUGGUUGCGAUCGCUUUAGAUCGCUACUGGGCAAUUCACGAUCCAAUAAACUAUGCCCAGAAAAGAACCUUAAACAGGGUCUUAUUUAUGAUCUUGGGCGUGUGGUCCAUGAGUUUAGUAAUAUCUGUACCACCGCUGAUUGGUUGGAACGACUGGCCGGAAACUUUUACCACUCAGACACCCUGCCAGUUGACGGAAGAAAGGGGUUACGUAGUAUAUUCCGCCAGUGGAUCAUUUUUUAGUCCAUUAAUCAUCAUGACAGUCGUUUACAUAAAGAUAUUUCAAACAGCAAGGAACAGAAUUCGCGUUAAAGCAAAAGCUGCUGCUAAUAUCAUGAAAAAGGACGCAGACGUGAACGUUACUUCAGCUAAGUCUCUAAACAUUCCUGUUAAAACAGUUUCUUCUGAUGUGUCCAGCCGUGAGACAAAAACUGAUAAUUCGAGUGUCAAUUGUAAUUCUUCAUCCAUUGAAAUGGAAGAUAAAUCAUCCACACCGCAGAAUUCAAUUUCUAAAGAAAAUCAGGACAACAACGCUACAGCCACCGUAGAUGAAACCAAAGAAGAAACUGAAGUAGAGAAACCAGUUGCUGCAGUUGUAACAGUUCGCAGUUAUAUGGAGCAAAAAGAACGCAUAUGUCUCCAAAAAGAACGAAGAGCUGCUCAAGUUCUUGGCAUUGUCAUGGGUGUUUUUGUUCUUUGCUGGCUUCCUUUCUUUUUGAUGUACAUUAUACUACCAUUUUGUGACAGCUGUUACAUUUCGGGAGAUAUAAUGAAUUUCAUUACUUGGCUUGGGUAUUUGAACUCGGCUCUAAAUCCAGUCAUAUAUACUGUUUUCAAUACUGACUUCAGAAGAUCUUUUCAUAAUCUGCUUUUUGGCAAGCACAGGUCAUAA